CGCCGUGGGUUGCAGGGCGAGGACUGGAGACUUGGCAUUUCUGUCCGUGUUUUGACCGGUGCCUAUUGUCAGCAAGUUGCUCCCCACCUCAUGCUGGUAUUGUUUGCAAAGCAUCCUCCAGGUCUAGUACUUUGCUGUUUGCAGAGCGCCUCUCGUAAAAUGCCACACCGACGACCAGGAAACUUGGGAUUCGUGGAGUUUGUGGGCAAUACUGUUUUCUCUGUUAAAAUCCGGCGCCUCGCGACCCCGAGGGGGCGGGGGGGGGGAGCUCAGCAAAGACUUUGUGCUCUCCGGGGGAUGUGCGCAGCCGUAUUUUAGGAGACAAUCCUGCAGAGGCACUGGCUCCUUACUGAGGCAGCCGCUGAAGACUGCAAAGUCUGCUGUCCUGAGUUACAUUCCAGACAUUGACACUGAGCCACCUUGAACCUGUGCUGCCCUCUCUGAGCCUACGUCGCCGCCUCAGCCAGGUGUGAGCCGACUAAUAUUAUAAACUCGAGAAUUGAGGAAAAUGAAAUGAUGUGAGCAGGGAAGUAAUUUAAACAGAGUCCUGGAUUGAGGAGAUUGAGUGAAGGAAUUCUGUUCAUAAAUGCUGCAUCCUCAGAAUUGGUUCUUUUGGUUUGGUUUGGAUUUUGAGUCUCUCACUAUGUAGCUCAAACUGGCUUUGAACUUGUUAUGUAGCCCAGACCGGCCAAAACUUGAGGUCUUCCUGCCUAAGUCUCCCAAAUGCUGAAAUUUUGGCUUUGCACCACCCCACUCCACUCAGACUAUUUACCUGGGUUGUAAGAAAAGGCCUCUCAUUUUUUAAAAGAUGCUAUUUGAGUCAGAGACUUAGAGAAAGCGAAGAAGUAGGACACAUGGAUGCCUGAGUUAUUUUCCAGACAAGACCACCACCUGCAGGGCUCAUCACAGGAGUCAUGCUUGAAUGGAAACAGACUAUAACCCCGUGGAGCUGGGCAGUAUGUCUGGGUUUGAGGAAGGCUCCGAGCUCAAUGGGUUCGAAGGAACGGAUAUGAAGGACAUGCGGCUAGAGGCUGAGGCUGUCGUAAAUGAUGUUCUCUUCGCUGUCAACAGCAUGUUUGUCUCAAAAAGCCUGCGCUGUGCAGAUGAUGUGGCUUACAUCAACGUGGAGACAAAGGAGAGGAACCAAUACUGCCUAGAGCUCACAGAAGCAGGGCUCAGGGUGGUGGGCUAUGCUUUUGACCAGGUGGAAGAUCAUUUGCAGACCCCUUACCACGAGACAGUCUACUCCUUGUUGGAUACGCUCAGCCCUGCCUACCGGGAAGCAUUUGGAAAUGCACUCCUUCAGAGACUGGAAGCUUUGAAAAGGGAUGGGCAGUCAUGACUCAUUUUCCUCAUAGUGGGGCUACCGCUGGCAUAGAAUGCUAACAUAAGACUUGACAUCCUUGCAUAUAAUCAUUGUAGAAAGUGCAUCGUUGGCUUUAUGUGUUUAUCAUUCACAUGUAGGCUUUUGACUCAGAACAUAAUUAACUCAUAAACUGUCUUAGCUCCAGAUUCAUUCAAGGAAAUUUCAAGGCCAUUACUCUGACACUAUCAUUAAGUUCUGAUUUCUUCACACAGCCUCUCUACAUCUCAAUACCUAAUCAGCGUUUCAUUCUCUUACGACAGGGCUUCAAUGCUGCCAGCACUCUCUUUUACAUAGAAAAUUCUAGAUUUGCACAGUGAUAUAGAAAUUAGAAUCACCUAGCUUCAGACCUGGAUUCAGCCUGCUAAAUCAGGGGUUUACUACUAGCUUGGACUGACUUAGUAGUGGUUAUUUUGACUGGCCUUAUUGGGAACAAACUGUCAACUAGUUUCCCCUGCACAGACUGGAAAUUUACUGGUCUACUUACAUUACCCAGUGGACUGAUGGAGGUGAAUUGCUUCUAUGUUACUUAACUAGGAUGAAAGGAAAGGCAGGGACAGAAAUAGUUCUUAUUCCUUGUUCGCAACAGCCAGCCAUCCUAGAGAGGACAGACCGUUAGCAAAUGAAUGUAACAAUUACUCAUUUCCAAGAGAUCUAAGCACAUGAGCAAAUAGAGGAACAGGCACCACCGCAUCCUCAGCGUGUAUCAUUUCAAAGGAAAAAGAUCCUGGUUUCCUGGGAAACGAUAUUUUGGCCUGUGUUGAUUCUUAUUCUGAAUGUUUGUUUACAAUGUACAGUAUAUAUAUAUAUAUUCAGAAAGUAUUUUUGCUUCAACGCUUACUUUCUAUAAAGUAGUGCUUUGGUAUUCCUACAGCACCCUCCUUACCCUGCAGUCGGACAGUGUUCUGUCUCAUUGCCACAUGUACAGUGUAAUAUGAGUGCAUUGUAUGGUUUGAAACCAAAGGAUGAAUGAAGCAUUCAGAAACUUGAUAUUUAAAAAAGAGAUGCUCUGUAUUUUAUAUUUUAUUACAGUCCCUGGUGUUUAUAAACUUAAUAAAACACUUCAUGCUGCUGCA
Molecule: messenger RNA, 2439 nt
Organism: Peromyscus californicus insignis
Lineage: Eukaryota; Metazoa; Chordata; Mammalia; Rodentia; Cricetidae
Gene: Gskip
Product: GSK3B interacting protein
Exons: 3
Coding region: 923-1342 (139 amino acids)
Biological process (GO): regulation of canonical Wnt signaling pathway
Cellular component (GO): cytoplasm
Molecular function (GO): kinase regulator activity; protein kinase A binding
Source: RefSeq, a predicted model, not a curated record